This is a messenger RNA of Staurois parvus, 867 nucleotides long. Lineage: Eukaryota; Metazoa; Chordata; Amphibia; Anura; Ranidae. The record is from the annotation of a GenBank genome assembly.
UCUCUGCCAAUCCCUCCACUGGCUUCCACUCAGUGCCCUCCACCCCUCUCUGCCAAUCCCUCCACUGGCCUCCACUCAGUGUCCUCCACCCCCCUCUGCCAAUCCAUUCCACUGGCCUCCACUCAGUGUCUUCCACCCCCCUCUGCCAAUCCCUCCACUGGCCUCCACUCAGUGUCCUCCACCCCUCUCUGCCAAUCCCUCCACUGGCCUCCACUCAGUGUCCUCCACCCCCCUCUGCCAAUCCCUCCACUGGCCUCCACUCAUGUCCUCCACCCCUCUCUGCCAAUCCCUCCACUGGCCUCCACUCAGUGUCCUCCACCCCCCUCUGCCAAUCCAUUCCACUGGCCUCCACUCAGUGUCCUCCACCCCCCUCUGCCAAUCCCUCCACUGGCCUCCACUCAGUGUCCUCCACCCCUCUCUGCCAAUCCCUCCACUGGCCUCCACUCAGUGUCCUCCACCCCUCUCUGCCAAUCCCUCCACUGGCCUCCACUCAGUGUCCUCCACCCCCCUUUACCAAUCACUCCACUGGCCUCCAUUCAGUGUCCUCCACCCCCCUCUGCCAAUCCCUCCACUGGCCUCCACUCACUGCCCUCCACCCCUCUCUGCCAAUCCCUCCACUGGCCUCCACUCAGUGUCCUCCACCCCUCUCUGCCAAUCCCUCCACUGGCCUCCACUCAGUGUCCUCCACCCCCCUCUGCCAAUCCCUCCACUGGCCUCCACUCAGUGCCCUCCACCCCCCUUUACCAAUCCCUCCACUGGCCUCCACUCAGUGCCCUCCACCCCUCUCUGCCAAUCCCUCCACUGGCUUCCACUCAGUGUCCUCCACCCCUCUCCACCAAUCCCUCCACUGGCUUCCGAUUGCGCAAC